Messenger RNA from Didymodactylos carnosus, 751 nucleotides. The record is from the annotation of a GenBank genome assembly. Lineage: Eukaryota; Metazoa; Rotifera; Eurotatoria; Philodinida; Philodinidae.
AGUUGAAUAUUAUUGUAACGAGGGUCUUACUCUGUGGGAGAAAGCAGUUGAUUACACACAUAUAUUAAACAACAGAAAAUCGAAUUUGAAACAUUUAACACCGGAAAUGUAUGAAAAUUUAACUGAAUCAGAAUUAAAAGCAUUUAAAAUACACUUUGCAAUUCUUUCAUAUGAGCAAUAUCGAGCAGCUCUGAGAGCCUUUGGACCGAAAGGUGCUGUUUUGAAAAGAUCCGAUAUAUUAAAAUUUAUGGCUGUUACACUGUAUUAUGCAGAAAAUUACACAGUCGAAGCUCAAAUAUACGUCAUUGUUGCAGUUUACAUAUUAACUGAAAAUUACAUGGAAAGUAACAUUUGGGAAGAAAAAGUCAAAGAAUUGCAAACUGAGUUGGAAAAAAUACAGCGACAAAAUAAUCGUCGUCCAGCUCCAACAAUAGGCAACAGCGCUUCGGCGAACGCAUCGUCAGCUUCACUCUCACAACUUGCCAUCUAUUCGCCGUCACAAAAACGAGAAAAUAUCCUGUUGUCAUAUGCUGGCGGCAGCAUCUCUCGAGCUCGAACUCGUUCAAAUGUUCGUUCAUGUUUACAGCAACUUAUACUUAAACAAUGUUUACUAAAAGUUGAUAACGACAAUGUUCGUCUUAAUCUUCCUAAAGAACUGGAAUUAAAAGUGAGAAAAGGAACCAUACGAUAUAGGCUGAUUGGUUUGGCUUUUCAACGCUUCCGCAAUGGUGCGAAAUUUGUUGCUAUUUAG